Molecule: messenger RNA, 1992 nt
Organism: Caenorhabditis auriculariae
Lineage: Eukaryota; Metazoa; Nematoda; Chromadorea; Rhabditida; Rhabditidae
Source: the annotation of a GenBank genome assembly
AUGGUUAGGGAAGAUCGCUCCACUUGGAAGGCUAACUAUUUCCUCAAGCUCGUUGAGCUUUUUGAGGAAUACCCGAAAUGCUUGCUCGUCGGUGUUGAUAACGUCGGAUCCAAGCAGAUGCAGGAAAUUCGUCAGGCUAUGCGAGGUACUUUUUUCAUUUCAAUAUAAUUAAUUUGAGUCAUUUUAAAAUCCAAAAUUUCAGGAGUUUACUUGAAUUUUUUUUUGGGAAAAUUUCAAAAGCUUUUCAGAAUGAACCUUCUCAAUACAUUAUUUCAGGACACGCUAUAAUCCUGAUGGGCAAAAACACCAUGAUCCGCAAGGCCAUCCGCGGACAUCUUGGAAAGAACCCUCAACUCGAGAAACUUCUGCCACACAUUGUUGAAAAUGUUGGCUUCGUUUUCACCAAGGAAGACCUCGGAGAAAUCCGCUCCAAGCUCUUGGAAAACCGUCGUGUAAGUCUUUUUUCAGUUAAACUUUUUUUUCAUCAUUUUCCUUUAAAAUGGAAAGCACAAAUUUCAGGGAGCACCAGCUAAGGCCGGAGCCAUCGCUCCUUGCGACGUCAAGCUGCCAGCGCAGAACACUGGAAUGGGUCCUGAAAAGACCUCGUUCUUCCAAGCUCUGCAGAUUCCAACCAAGAUCGCUCGUGGUACCAUCGAAAUCUUGAACGAGGUGCACCUGAUCAAGGAGGGCGACAAGGUCGGAGCUUCCGAGUCGGCGCUGCUCAACAUGUUGGGAGUGACUCCCUUCUCGUACGGUCUGGUCGUUCGCCAGGUCUAUGAUGACGGCACUCUCUACACUCCGGACGUGCUCGACAUGACCACCGAAGAACUGCGCAAGAGAUUCUUGUCUGGCGUCCGCAACGUCGCCGCCGUCUCUCUCGCCAUCCACUAUCCGACCGUCGUGUCUGUGGCUCACUCUCUUGCCGCUGGACUUCAGAACAUGCUCGGCAUUGCUGCCGCCACCGACGUGUCGUUCAAGGAGGCUGACCAGAUCAAGGCUUACCUCGCCGACCCGAGCAAGUUUGCCGCUGCUGCUCCUGCCGCUUCGGCUGCUGCUCCCGCUGCUGACGCUGCUCCAGCCAAGAAGGAGGAAGUCAAGGAGGAAUCUGAGGACGAAGACUUGGGCUUCGGUCUUUUUGAUUAAUUUUGGUUCCGUUCUUGUUAUUGUUGAAGUAAAUGUUAUCUCUCAAAACGGUGCUGUUCACAUUUUUUUUUGACAUUGGUUUAAUCCGUGCUUCUAUUUGCUAAUUUAUUUUUUCUGUUCGUUGCUUAAUGUUUAGAAAUUUAUAGGUAAAAUGCUGAUCUUCAAAGACGUUUUCACCGGUGAGAAAUGCGUCAUUGGCACAAUUUCAUUAGCUUUUUCAGAUGACGAGCUGGCCUCUGACUCGUUCCCAAUGAAGUUGGUGGAUGAUCUCAUCUACGAGUUCAAGGGACGUCACGUCGUCCGAAAGGAAGGAGAUAUCGUCCUUGCUGGAUCAAACCCAUCGGCCGAAGAAGGUGAAGAUGAAGGAUCUGAUGAACACGUCGAGCGUGGCAUUGACAUCGUUCUUAACCACAAGCUUGUGGUUCGUCAUUUUCACAUAUAAUGUAAAAAAAUUAUGACUUUUUUUAGGAGAUGAACUGUUACGAAGACGCUUCCACCUUCAAAUCGUAUAUCAAGGGUUUCAUGAAGAAAGUCGUUGACCAUAUGGAAAAGGAAGGUCGUCCCAAGGAAGACGUCGACGCCUUCAAGAAGAAGAUUCAAGGAUGGGUCGUCGGACUCCUCGACAAAUCCCGCUUCAAGAAUCUCGCUUUCUUCAUUGGUUCGUCAUUCGAAAACUUUAUUGAGAAAAAUUUGAUUUUUGAUUCUUCAUAAAAUAACUUUUUAGGAGAGCGCAUGGCUGACGGAAACGGUGAAGGACAAGUCGCCAUCAUCGAAUACCGCGAUGUUGAUGGCCAGGAGGUUCCGACCCUCAUGCUCAUCAAGGAGGGAAUCAUCGCCGAAAAGAACUAA